Larimichthys crocea (large yellow croaker) is the source of this 5605-nucleotide messenger RNA. RefSeq names its product ST3 beta-galactoside alpha-2,3-sialyltransferase 3b (gene st3gal3b). Gene Ontology annotation, molecular function: sialyltransferase activity. NCBI's taxonomy places the organism in Eukaryota, Metazoa, Chordata, Actinopteri, Sciaenidae. The coding region runs from base 566 to 1741 and encodes 391 amino acids. The record is from RefSeq and is a predicted model, not a curated record. The transcript has 13 exons.
AUUGCAUCUCUAUUAUAACAGUUGGGUGGGGGGGUUGAUGUCUAUGUCAGACGUUAACAUCUGACGGCAGAGGAGCACCACGUGAAGAAGCAGAUGAAAAGGUGCAUUCAUUUCAGCUCUGUUAAAGCACAAGGAGGAGGAGGAGGAGCAGAAGGAGAAGGAGGGGGGACAUCAUAAUUCAGAGAUACCUCAUGUGACUGUUGCUGACACACUGUGUUUGUACCCCGUCGUAAGCUGCUGCUGCUGGUGGUGAUCAUGUUGACGGAUGGGGGGUGCUUUCCAUUGUACCAGCCUUGAUGCAAAGCGGAGCUGGUGACACGCACACACACAGUGAAAAAAGGGGGAAAACACGCAGUCAAGAGUGGUCGUCUUGUGCUUCACAGAGCCGGGGGUACUUUACAGAUUUCAUCACGAUGGCUUAGAGAGGAAGGAGAACACGGUCGUUUUAUCGACCAAAUCCGUCCUUUGAACUAAGCCUGCUGUUGUUUUCUGACCCGAGGACUCAAGAGGAGAAAAAAAAAAGAAGGUGAUGACGUGGAUGGUGCCAUGUGAAUGACUGAAGACCAUGAAGCCCACACACAAGCUGCUGUUCAUCCUGUGCCCCAUGCUGGUCCUUUGCUUUAUUUACUACUCCUCCGGGAAGCUACACCUACACGUAUGGGGCCAGAAGCCUCAGGGUGAUGCAGAAGAGACAACUGUAGUCCUGACUAAAGGGGCUGAAGUGAAAAGAAUUCCAGAGCUGGAUACAGACAUCACCGUGGGACGAAUAGUAGGCUCAGUGUACGAUAAGCAGGGCUUUCUGCUGCAGCUGGACACAAAACUGCCACCAGAGUUGGCGUACAAGUAUGGCAACCUCAGCGAAGGAACAUGCAAGCCAGGAUACGCAGCAGCCAAGAUGACCACCAUCUAUCCUAAGUUCAUGAAACCAGCGCCCAUGUUUCUUGAUCGGAAUUUCAAACGUCUAGCAAAAGUCAGCAAUUACUUACCUCCAUUUGGAUUCAAAACACAAGAGAGAAUCAUAGACAGCAUUUUAACUACCACGAAAUAUUAUGGACUUGGAGACGAGCUGGACAAUCUCAGCUGUAAAAGAUGCAUCAUUGUGGGCAACGGUGGCAUCCUCUCCAACAAGUCUCUGGGCUCACGCAUAGAUGACUACGAUGUUGUAGUGAGGUUGAAUGAAGCCCCGGUAACUGGCUAUGGCAAAGACGUGGGGACCAAAACCACCAUGAGGAUUACAUAUCCAGAGGGAGCAAUCCAGAAACCUGAAAAGUAUGAAAAAGACUCACUUUUUGUUUUUUCCGCCUUCAAACCGCUGGAUUUCAAGUGGCUCAGACAGAUGGUCUUCAAAGAGAAACUAAGGGGUACAGACGGUUUCUGGAAGUCGGUGGCUCACUAUGUGCCUCGGGAGCCGACAGAGAUAAGAAUCCUCAAUCCCUACUUCAUCCAGGAGGCUGCCUUCCAGUUCAUAGGCCUGCCCUUCAACAAUGGCCUAAUGGGCAAAGGGAACAUUCCAACUUUGGGAACAGUUGCUAUAACGAUGGCACUGCAUAACUGUGACGAGGUGGCGGUGGCUGGUUUCGGCUACGACAUGAACACGCCCCACGCGCCUCUGCACUACUAUGAGACCGUCAAGAUGUCUGCCAUCAAAGAGUCAUGGACACACAACAUAUCCAAGGAGAAGGAAUUCCUCCACAAGCUGGUGAAGGCCAACGUCAUCACAGACCUGACCAACGGUAUCUGAGUUUACACCCACCCACAGUCUCCUCCUGCCUUUCCCAAAGGACUACUAAACAGGAAACGGGGAAACUGAUCGACUCUGGGAGAAAGAACCCUUAGAAACCGGGUGGCCUGCACACUGUCUGGGUUUCAUAUCAAAGGAGAUUAUUUAAAAUAAAAUGGAAAAAAAUGAAAAAAAAAGAUAAAGGAGGGUUUCUGUGGAGAGAUGCACACAUGUGCCUUCUGAACCAAAGACUCCUGCUGAUUGAAGCAGGGAGGGGACGGGCAAGAGGAGGACUGGAUCUGCCCGGUCUUUAUCAAGAGACAGUCGCAGGAAAGUCGUGCCGGCCCCGUGCUUCAACGUUUACCACUUCAACUGCCCCCCCCCACCCCCCCAGACAGGGACAGAAGAGAAAGGAAAUGAACAGGAGAGACUGUAACAGAGCGCGUGCGGGGAUGGAGUUCGAGUAUUAGCAGUGCCAAACGUACCUCGUACAGGGGGAGAGGUCGUCCUCCUCUUCCUUUUUGCUGCCUGAAUGUAUUCACUAUCCUCAGUGUAAAUAUCAAAGAUUUUUACUGUGCUUUUUAACAAGCUGCAGCACCGCACCCUCUCCACUCCCAUCCCCCACCUGCCAUUUGUCCAUUCAUUCAUUCUCUUUUUUACUCUGUCCAGGGUCCAAAAUUAACACUCGCCAAGCCAGUUAGAGACAGCAGAUAAAUCAGAGAGGGUCACCUUCCACACAGACUUGAUUCACUUCGAGAUACUAAUAUUUCAGUGUUUUUAGGGAUACAGACUUCAGUUUUUGCUCUGUGAAAUAAAUUGUAUUAGUGGCUAUGAAUCAGGUUUAAUGCUUGUAAAGCCGACUACACUGAGUAGUUGUGUGUUUUCCUGAUGGGUAGUUAUCCACGUGGCUGAAAAGUCACCAAAAAAAUAAAGAUUAAUACAAAUAAAUUAUUUUAAACUGAUUUAAGUUUUCCAUUAAAACUAUGAAUCUGUUUAGUUUUUUUUUUUUUCUUUUGUUAAAUAUUACUUUAGCUGUGAAAGAGUUUCCACUAAGUAACAAAAAGCACGCAUCAGGAGAAAUGUGUGUGAAUUAUUUUGGUCGGUCUAAAUUAUUUUUGUGGGACUUUUCAUUUCUCCUCUAGUUUUAGCAGCUCUGGCAGGUGAGCCUAAGAGUUAAAUGUCUCUCUCUCUCUCUCUUGUAUCUUAACCCUCCUCUCUGUUCAUUCAUGUUGUGGUACUGACUUCAUCACUUCACAUCAGCUGUAAGCCUCCGGGCUGCAGCGUAGUCAUACAGUAACGUGUCCUGCCCCGGUCAUUCUGUAUUUCCAACCUCCUGUUGCUGCAGAUUUUUUUUUGUUUCUUCAGUAAAUGGUGAAAUCUCGGAUUGUAGAAUAUAAAUAUAUAUAUUUUUGUUUUUAGGUUAAUUUUAAUUAUUUAUUUUGUUACAAAGUCCCAGUGUUUUGGUCACAGGCAGGCCUGCUUUCUGUUCUGAAUCUGUGUUUCGUUCAAAUCCACCGCCACGUGCUUCCUCAGAGACUGCGUCAUCUUUUAAACUUUGUGGCAGAAGCAGUGUUGUGAUUGAAUCCAUUAACGAAUCUACUUUGAAUUGGCUCUUUGUUAAAUGUUGUUAGUCUGCAGCCAUCUAUGUCUGUUCUUGAUGUUCUUCAGUUUAUGUUGACACAAUACAUGUGCUAUUUUGUGAUGACGGACAAUGGAAAUUUCUUACGAUUUCCAAUGAGGUGAUAAUUGCCACGCUCAGUGUCGAACUCACAGUGCUCAUCAGGCCUCUGCAGAUGAACGCUCUGCUCACAUGCUUUUCAGUAUUUCAGCACUUCAUUAGCGUAGAAAGAGUUCAGUAUUACACAAUCAAAUCUUUUGCUUCUCCCUCUGCUGAGAAUGUCACAUCUGGUUGCUUUUUUUUGUUUUUGUCAUUUUAUCAAAUGAAUGCGAUAAUCAGCUUUACAUAGUGAUGGUGCAUUUAAACUCUGCUUUACCAAAGCAGAAGUUUAUUUUACAGUUUGUUUUUUCAUUUGUCAAAUGACAAUUCAAUGGAAGGUUUCACCUCUUUUUCUUCUUUGGAAGUGCAUAUUUACUGUACAUUGUGUACACACACACACACACACACACACACACACACACACACAGGUUCUCUUGCAUUACUCUCAAUCAGUAAGCUGCUCUUGUUGCAUCUGUUACAUUGCUCCAUCACGUGUUCUUUCUCUUGAUUAGUUUUCACAAACGCUGCUGGGAUUGUGCAGCAGUUUGUCCUACCCAGUCCCCACAGAGCGGGUCCGCUGGGUUCGAAGGAAUGGAUGACUUUUUGGAAACUAAGCUCUGUUUGGGACUUUUUUUUUUAUUUUUAUUAUUAGAGCAAAGGUAUAGGGAGCAGCUGACCAUUGCACUAUCACGAGGCGCUCUCAGUGCCUUACACCUCAUCACCUGGAAACUGUAGCGAGGAGUUUGACACGUGGGGGGAGUAACUGCAGCUUGAUCCAGUAUGCACAAUUAGCUCGAGGUCAGGAUGGGUCACUCCUCCAUGUGUGUGAUUUGGGACCAGUCCAUUUCAUAUCUGUGCUUUAUAUACAGUCUUGGAAGACUUGAAGCCUCAUACUGGUGGUUUUGUUUGUUUUAGCCCAUAAACUACACGUUCACUGCAACAUUUUUCAUCAGUACUAUUUUAUUUUUUUUAACUGUUUUUUGGCAGCUUACUAUAAAAGAGGCACUUCACCAGUUUAACAAGUUCAGUUUAGUCGUCACAAGGAGUAAGCUUGCUAAAACAGUUAUAUAAUGUCUUCUGUGGCUCUGGAGGAGCUUUUAUAAGUCUGAGAAAAUGUAGGAUCUGGUGUUUUUAGAUCUUGACCAAUAACUGGGGACAUGUUGCUCUCUGCUGCUACAAUUGCAAUGAUUAUUUUUUCCUUAAUCUGUAUGUUUAGGCCCCCAACUUUAUAGAAGUGCAAUGCUAAAUCACUGGAGUACCUCUUUAAUGCUUGAAUGUUGGGACAUCCUUGAAUGCACCAGCAAGUGAGAGUUUGCAGCAGGACCCUGACAUCACAAAGGAGACUGGCAUAGAUUGUGUUUAAAGAUCCAGUGUGUAAGAAGAUUUAGAAGUAUCUAUUGGCAGGAAUUGCAUAAUAUUAAUCAGUAUAAAAUUAGUUAAGUCAAAUUUUCAUAUGCAAGUACGUACAAAAAAUAAGUAAGUACAAUAAUUGUUGUGUUUCUUUGCCUUUAAAAUGAGCCCUUUAAAUCUACAGAGAGAGCGGAGUUCACCGUUUGAACCACCAUCACUGAGUUGUUCUUACAUGCUUGGAAGGAGAGGAAAGUAAUUGACCAAGUGGUUGCCAUCUGCAACUUGACUGCCAGGUACCACUAAAUCCUACACACUGGACCUUUUAACAAACAGUUCAAUUUGCCGAAGAGAGAUCGUCACAGCACACUGAAAUAAUUUGAAACCAGCAGCUGCACUGAAGGCGGAAAAUCAGUGUAAAAUCUGAUUGUGUGUUUUGGAUAUAAUAUAAAAUGUGUGCAAUCUGUCGACAGAGUGCUAAAAUGAAACACGCCAAACCACCGGUACAGUCUUUAAAGCUUUGAGACUAAGCAGAUCCUUAGAGUACUCCUUUUUUUCUUUCUAGGUUUUGAUUUUUUUUUCUGAAUGCUGGAGGAGUUCAAAUGGUUUGGACCCACAUCGCAUCUGCCCGAUAAUCUGUUCAUAUUAAAGCCGAAUGUAUCCACUUUUAUCAUCCAUCAUUGUAUUUAUAAACCCUUUGUUUUAUUUUAGCAUUUCACCAUCAUCCGUGGAAAUGAACGUGAUCAAAAGUGUUACUGUUUCUUUUUUAUAUACAGUUCUAAAAUGGCUUUCUGCAACUUAAUAAAUAAGUUUGUAAUGGA